AUGCCACAACCAAAACCACCCUUACAACCCGCCAACGCCCCUCUCCUUCCAGAGGGCAGUGGCCAACAACCUUCCAACGGUCGAGGGGACUAUGGCACAUCCACCCCAACCCCUUCAUCCAACUCUACUACUACUGCCACACCUUCCACCUCAAAAGAUACCUCCACCGCCAACACCAACCCCAACAAGGACACUUCCAAACCAUCCGCAGCGAGUUCAAAAAACAGAUGGAGCCGAUACGCAAAAUACAUCUAUACUGAAGAAGGCGCAGAAGAGAGUCCGGAGGCCCACGCAUCGAUCUGGUCAUUGAUGUUUGUCACCUGGUUGACCCCCAUCUUCCGACGUGGGUACGAUCAUACCCUCCAAGAAGAGGACCUUUUUGCGAUUGUGCCUGAACGGAAAACAGAGCUCCAGGGGCCGCGGUUGGAGAGGCUCUGGAAGGAGGAGCAGGAGAGGGUUAGGAAGAGAGGAAAGGGAGAGACACCUUCGUUGAUAAGGGCUUUGUUCUGGUUCCUUUUGCCGACUUACUGGUCGGGAAUUGUGUCCUUGCUUACUUUUGAUGCAUUGGCCAAGGUGAUCCCCUUCUUCCUCCUUUGGGUGAUCCAAUACUUGAAGGACAAUCAGUCUGACGAGACACCAAAACCCUCAGCAUGGUAUGGUUACGGCCUGGCGAUCUCAUACCUCAUCGUCUGUCUUGCUCAAAUAGCCCUGACCCAACUCUGGGUCCGCUCCGUCGUCGGUUCAGGAACCCUGUGCCGUAGCGCGCUCGUCGAUCUCAUCUUCCAAAAAUCUACCAGGAUUUCGUCAAAGGACCGACUUGAUUACCCAGACGGGACCAUCUUCAACAUCAUAUCCAGCGACGCGACCCGUGUCGACUUUUGUCUCGAGGGACUAGGUCUCCUGUACACUGUUCCCAUGACGGUUGUGGUGACUGUGGGGUUGUUGGUGUAUUGGAUGGGCCCCUCGGCUCUUGUUGGAGCUGCGGUCUUGAUCUUUUCGAAUCCGUUGCAGACUUGGGCGAUGACGUUGUUGAACCCGAUUCGGAUCCAGGUUGCAAAAUUGACAGAUUCGAGGAUGGGCUUGGUAACGGAGAUUUUGCAGGGUAUCAAGGUCAUCAAGUUCUUUGCAUACGAGCCCAGUUUCUGGAAAAAGUUGGCGGAUAUUCGUCUUUCGGAGAUCAAAUGCAUCUCUUGGCUCCUGCAAGUCCGUGGAUUCAUCUACAGCACCUCUUCGUCGCUGCCUGUGUUCGCUAGUGCGUUGACAUUCGUGUUGUAUGCAGCCCUCGGAAACAAGCUGGAGCCAGAGAUUGUCUUUCCUUCAUUGGCGUUCUUCACAGGAUUGCGCGUUCCCUUGUUGGUCUUGCCCUACUGCUACAGUGACGCCAUGGAUGGUUAUGUCAGUACCAAGCGUAUCCAAAAGUUCCUCCUUACUGAAGAUAUUCAGCCUUUGCCACCCAUCGACAAGUCUCACGACAGCGCUCUUAGCAUCAAGGACGCGGACUUUUACUGGGAUCAGUUGCCUUCCACAACAGUUGCUGUCGCUCUAUCGGCCGAUGGGAAGCAAGGAGCAACAUCUAUAGGUUCAGAAUUAACAUCGCCUUCGACAUCACCUAGUUCGUCACGUAACUCGAUCACAGAGGACAGUGAGGCGGACGAACGACAGCCACUUUUGAGUGCCAGCAACACAGCACAGGAAUCGACUCCAAUGAUUAGGCCAUUCUUGAGGGACAUUAACCUUCAUGUUCCUCGCGGCUCUCUUGUCGCGGUUGUCGGGCCAGUUGGAAGUGGCAAGUCUUCGCUGCUGCAGGCCAUGGUCGGUAACAUGAUGAAGUCUCAAGGAGAGGUUAUUCGCGGCGCGACUAUCAGUUAUGCAUCCCAAACGCCCUGGAUCCAGAACGCCACCAUUAUGGACAACAUCCUGUUCGAUACCCCUAUGGAAGAAGAACGAUACUGGCGAGUGAUCAAGGCCUGCUCGUUAGAACAGGAUCUGACCCAGUUCACGUCCGGAGACAAGACCGAGAUUGGAGAACGCGGUGUCAACAUGUCGGGCGGCCAAAAGGCUCGUUUGUCGUUGGCCAGGAGUGUUUACUACAACGCGGAGAUGGUGAUCAUGGACGACCCGCUUUCGGCAGUGGAUGCACAUGUUGGCAGGCGAUUGUGGGAGGACUGUGUACUCCAUGAGCUGAGCAACAAGACUAGGGUUAUUGCGACACAUCAACUCCAUGUCCUGCCGGAUGUCGAUUACGUGAUCUGCAUGAAGCACGGCCGUAUCGCCGAACAGGGAACUUUCCGGGAGUUGAUUUCCCACAAGGGUGAUUUCUUCAAGUUAAUGAAGCAAUAUGGCGGUCAUCAUCACGACGAUGAUGACGAUCAUCGACCACGCAGGCGAGUUCUCAAGAGGAACAAGUCAUCGACGGGCAAGGUUGUUAUUACGUCUACUGCCGGAUCGACAGUGACGGCGACUACAACGAAAAGCGACGAUGAUUUGACGGUACUGCAAGAGUUAGAGGAAACUGUCUCGGAGGACGACAGCGAGUCGACCAAAGAGAUUCCCAAGGGCCAGAUGACGGAUGAGGAGAGGGCGAGCGGUGCAGUGUCGAGAAAGGUUUAUCGCGAGUACUUCCGCCUGGGUGGUGACUGGAACUGGGUCGUUAUCGUCUUUUUGCUCUCUGCCCAACAGGCUGCUGGUGUCGCCAUGAACGUAUGGUUGAGCUUCUGGAGUUCGGACAAAUUCGGCUGGACGGUCUGGGAGUACAUCAACGUGUAUGUGGCAACGGCUGUGAUCCAACUUCUCAUUGUUAUGCUCGGAUCCUACAUGUUGGUCUUGGCUAUCCUGAAGGGAUCUAGAAUGAUCCACGACAACGCGUUUCUCAGUGUUUUGCGUUCACCCAUGUCUUUCUUUGACACCACGCCUGCUGGGCGCAUUCUUAACAGAUUCAGCAAGGACGUGGGCACGGUGGAUAACAUGGCAGCGGUCAACUCUCUCCUGAUUACGGCGACAGGGAUCUUGAGUGUGCUCAUCCUAUCAGCGGCGUUCUUGCCCUGGAUCAUCCCUGUCAUGGUGCCCCUGUCAAUCAUGUACUACUACAUUGCCUUGUACUACCAAAUGACCAGUCGCGAGCUCAAGCGUAUAGACGCCCUUGUCCGAUCGCACCUGUUCUCGUACUUUUCUGAAACUCUGAACGGUAUGGGCACUCUCAAGGCCUACCACCCUCAUGGAAUCGACUGUGCGAUUGAACGGAACCGGGUCAACAUGGAUCGAUCGCAUCAUGUGUACUAUAUUCAGAUCCUGGGCACGAAAUGGAUCGGGGCUCGUGUAUUUGUGGUCGGCCAUGUGUUGAACUUUGUGGCGCUGGUCUUGAUUAUCUGGGCGCGUGAUGAUAUUGACCCGGCGACUGCGGGGUUGAUCCUGAGUUAUUUGGCGCGUUUGGCCUCAGAGAUGAGUUGGGCGAUUCAGUGUGCGGCUGAUCUGGAGAACAACAUGACUUCGGCUGAGAGGCUGUUUUAUUACACCAACUCGUUGGAGCAGGAACCACCCGCCGAGAUUCUGGAUCGCAAGCCUGUUGCGAGUUGGCCUCAGCAAGGACAUAUCUCAUUUCAAGAAGUAUCGCUGAGGUAUCGACCUGAAUUGCCUCUGGUGUUGGACAAGAUUUCGUUCGACAUCCAGGCUGGUCACAAAGUCGGUGUUGUUGGCAGGACGGGCGCCGGCAAGUCCUCCUUGAUACAGGCCUUAUUCCUUUUGGUUCCCUUAGACCCUGGCAGCAAAAUUGUGAUGGAUGGUGUCGAGACGGAUACGAUUGGAACAGCAGAUUUGAGAUCUAGGAUGUCGAUCAUCCCUCAGGACCCCGUCCUAUUCCAAGGGACAUUCCGGUAUAAUUUGGAUCCGUUGAACAAGCAUACGGAGCAAGCGUUGUGGCGGGUGUUGGAGGCGAGUGAUUUGAAGGGGUAUGUUCAACAGCAGGAAGGUGGAUUGGAUGCGGUUGUUGCGGCCCAGGGCGAGAACUUGAGUGUUGGGCAGAGGCAGCUUGUCUGUCUUUCUCGCGCAUUGUUGUCCAAGUCCAAGGUCGUGAUUCUUGAUGAAGCGACGGCGAGUGUGGACUUGGCGACGGAUAGUUUGAUUCAGAAGGCGAUCCGGGUUGACUUUUCGGAUUCGACGGUGAUUACGAUUGCGCACCGCCUCAACACCGUGAUCGACUAUAAUCACAUUCUGGUGAUGGACAGGGGCCAGGUGGCUGAAUACGAUACUCCGCGUGAUUUACUCAAGAACCGGCAGUCGCUGUUCUCGAAGAUGGUCGAUGAGACCGGCGAGGCCAAUGCGGCCCUUCUUCGAUCUCUUGCCGGCUGUUAG
Messenger RNA from Linnemannia hyalina, 4347 nucleotides. The record is from the annotation of a GenBank genome assembly. Lineage: Eukaryota; Fungi; Mortierellomycota; Mortierellomycetes; Mortierellales; Mortierellaceae.